CGUGCGCAAACCGCGUGCGGCGCAGAGGAGAGAGCAGGGAGCGAAAACAAACAGCAGCGCUAAAGCUAAUUCAGUACGCAGCAGCAGCUCACAGGGAUGGACUCCAGCAGCAGCGAGUGUUUCGGUUGCGGCCGCUCUGGCCACUGGGUGAAGAACUGCCCGAACGCCAGCCGAGGGCGUGGGCGGGGGCGAGGUCGCGGGAAAGAUCUCUUCUGCUAUCGCUGCGGAGAGCAAGGCCACAUCGCCAGGGACUGUGAGCAGACCGAGGACGCCUGCUAUAACUGCCACCGCAGCGGUCACAUCUCGCGGGACUGCAAGGAGCCGAAGCGGGAGCGGGAGCAGUGCUGCUACACCUGUGGCAAGGCGGGCCACGUGGCGCGCGACUGCGAUCACGCCAACGAGCAGAAGUGCUACUCCUGCGGCGGCUUCGGCCACAUCCAGAAGCUCUGCGAGAAGGUGAAGUGCUACAGGUGUGGGGAGAUCGGGCACGUGGCCGUGCAGUGCAGCAAGGCCAGCGAGGUCAGCUGCUACAACUGCGGGAAGACCGGACACCUGGCCAAAGAGUGCACGAUCGAAGCCAGCGCCUGACCCGCCACAGCCAGGCCCCUCCCUUUUCUCAAUCAUACUUAUUUUCUCUGAAGCGGCUUGGCUGGCCAGUGGAUGGCCG
Messenger RNA from Megalops cyprinoides (Indo-Pacific tarpon), 667 nucleotides. Its product is annotated as cellular nucleic acid-binding protein-like. The transcript has 5 exons. Lineage: Eukaryota; Metazoa; Chordata; Actinopteri; Elopiformes; Megalopidae. The coding region runs from base 97 to 588 and encodes 163 amino acids. The record is from RefSeq and is a predicted model, not a curated record. Gene Ontology annotation, cellular component: cytoplasm. Gene Ontology annotation, biological process: positive regulation of cytoplasmic translation. Gene Ontology annotation, molecular function: zinc ion binding; single-stranded RNA binding; mRNA binding.